AUGUCUCCAGAAUCCGCGUCCCUGUUUCCUGAGCGGCCGAUUCGCCCUCUCCCCAAGCGCCGGCUCCGGGAGCGACUAUCACCAGAUGUUGCCGAAGCCAUUAAAUACCCUCCGGCACCCCACAACACAGCUCCCCUGUUCUACUAUCCGUACAACUUGAAGGACGAAGCAAGAGCUGGAGGCGACCAUUCAAACGUGGGAAAUCGCGAGGGCAUGCCUGCCAUGGUUCAGGAUGGUGGACUGCGCAGAAACUUAGGUGGCGAGCUUGGCGAUGACGGACUGAUGUACCCAGCCAGGCGAGUUGCAUUGUCACGGCCUUUCCACGACAGCCACUCCAUGCGCACUUCGCAGAGGCAAGGUUCAGGCCGGCAUCCCAACCCACAAGCGCCCCCUUCUACAGCGUCGUCCGCGGAUGGCUAUGAUUCCUUCGAGAACACUAACAACAAGAAAAAGCGGAAGAUCCCGACGGCAGGAGAGACAGCCCUCAAUGGGGCUCACGUGCUCACCGAUGCGAGUAUCCUCGGCAUCCCCUCUCCUCCUUCGACAAGCGAUGAGGGUCCUGGGGAUCUGGCGACAACACCCUACUACCAAUCGGGAGGCACUCAGACUGUUGGUCAGGGCAUUUCGGGGCCGGGCAGAGGCAGAUAUGGUCGAGCUCGAAAUGGCAGAAGUCCUCUACGAGCAUUGCCAGAUCUUAACACUGGCUGGGCUGGCAGGAACGGCAAGCUGAGACCUGGUGGCCACUAUCCGUCUUCUCCUACAGGCGAAACUGGGAUUAUUUCGCAUGCUAUUGCCAGCGCAGGAAAAAACUUUAUGCCCGAGGGUCAAGAGAACAGUAUUUUGCCCAAGCAAACUUCGACUAAGGCCAAUACAACUUCAGCACAGUUCACAUUCACCUUUGAUUCCCAGGUCCCUGGAACCGUAUCUUGGCCAGGAUCCGACCCUGCUCCUUCGCACAUGAUGACUGGAAAUCACAAUCAGCAAACUGUCGCCCAGAGUGACUUCCGCUCUCCACACAGCAACACCCAAGGCAACCAGGCAGGUCAAGCAUCCCUCGGUGGCUCAGCUGCUACCAUUUCUGGAGCCCCGCCAACUGGAGGAAAGCAGGGCCAUGCAAUAAACGCCCCGCCGAAGAAAUCAAGGCGUCGAGGCAAUGGCCUACUACGCCAGGCCAAGCAACGACGCGAAGUGGCAGAGCUACAGAACUACCAUCACCCCCCAGCACCUGGAGAUGUCUGGAUCUGCGAAUUCUGCGAGUAUGAGCGUAUCUUUGGCCAUCCUCCCGAGGCUCUGAUUCGGCAGUACGAGAUCAAGGAUCGCAAACGCCGCCGAGAGGAUGCGCAACGCCGCAGACUUUUGGAGAAGGCAAAACAGAAAUCAAGAAAGGGCAAGAAGGCGAGCAAGCUGCCAGCGAAGAACAGUGCUCCGGUUCAAGAUCGCAAUACCGCCCCUGCAUCUGUACACCAGGCUCCCAAUCAAGAGACCCAAAGUGAAGAGUUUGAUGAGGACGACUGCUAUGGAGAUGACGUCCAUGAAGAGAACUGCCCAGCCCUGGUGGUCCAGAAUUCCAUGAGGCACACAACUACAUGUGGAAAUACCGGCGCCAGUGGGAUGGAAGAAGCAGGCGGCGGGGGCAAUUACAUUCCCGUGUCCUAG
Molecule: messenger RNA, 1656 nt
Organism: Pseudomassariella vexata
Lineage: Eukaryota; Fungi; Ascomycota; Sordariomycetes; Amphisphaeriales; Pseudomassariaceae
Exons: 2
Coding region: 1-1656 (551 amino acids)
Source: RefSeq, a predicted model, not a curated record